AUGGAAGGCAAGCGAAUCCUUCUUCGGAAACUUCAAACCACGUUAGGCGCCCGUCGUCGCGAUGAAAGAUUGAUCAACCCUCCCGAUCCUUCAACUAUUGCCCAAAUGGUAGACUUCGGAUCAAACGAUACGCUUUCUCUAUCGACCUCAGGUGCAUUGACUAGAUCCUUUCUAGAUCAACUCCAUCAAAAUGAAAAUUUCAUCCUCGGCAGUACCUCAACUCGCAUAUUCGAAGGCACCACACAAUAUCUGAAAGAUCUUGAAACCUAUCUCGCACAGUUCCACAACGCCGAGUCAGCUUUGUUCUUCAACUCUGGAUUUGACGCAAAUAUUGCACUUUGGUCAACUAUCCCACAGCCUGGGGACUUCGUCUUGUAUGACCAGUAUGUCCAUGCAAGCAUACAUGACGGAAUGAGAAAUGGACGGGCUAAGACCGUCGAGUUUGCGCAUAACGACUGCACUUCUUUCCGGCAUUGUUUGCAAGGUCUUCGUGACCAGAAUCCCGGCAUUGCGGGUGGCAGUAACUUGGUUUUCGUUGCCUUGGAGUCAUUCUAUAGUAUGGAUGGAGAUGAAGUUCCAAUUCAUGAACUCCUUGAUAUUGCCAAGACCAUCCUCCCUAAGAGAAAUUAUAUAUUUUCAGUGGACGAGGCACAUUCAAAUGGUCUUCUUGGACCGAAUGGCUCUGGCUUUGUUUGCCACCAUGGCCUCGAGAAGGAGAUAGGCCUCCGUGUGCAUACUUUCGGCAAAGCUUUAGGAUCAACUGGAGGUAUAGUUCCCACUUCUUCUGUCCCUGAUUUGGAUCUAACAGCUUUAGCCGUGGUACUCGCUGAACCGACAAUCAAACUCACUCUCAUCAAUUAUGCACGGAAUAUCAUCUUUUCCACAGCUCCCAGCUUCGUGACUUUAGCUGCUACCAAAGCCGCCUACGGAAUCUUAGCUAGUGAAGAUGGGGAAAAUCGUCGUCGAAUCCUCCAAGAAAACAUCCGACACUUUCAAAAAACCUUCCUUGGUCAUCCUCAGUGGGCGUCUAUCAAAAAGAAAGGAAUUAUUCAUAUCCCGAAUGAGGAUAACUGGAACUCUGCGCUAAAUCAAUCGCCUAUCAUCCCCUUAGUUACGCUACCCAAUGAAUCAACUGACCUGGCUAAACAUAUGCAUCAGUCCAAGUUCUGGGCUAACCCGGUCAAAUACCCUAUUGUCCCGAAAGGCCUGGAUCGAGUGCGCAUUUCGAUACACGUGGACAAUACCAAAAAGCAGAUUGAAGAUGUGAUUGAUGUCAUCAUGGAAUGGGGAACCUGUCGGGCUAGAUUGGAAGUCUCACGGCUGUAA
Molecule: messenger RNA, 1326 nt
Organism: Penicillium griseofulvum
Lineage: Eukaryota; Fungi; Ascomycota; Eurotiomycetes; Eurotiales; Aspergillaceae
Product: aminotransferase class I/II-fold pyridoxal phosphate-dependent enzyme
Exons: 2
Coding region: 1-1326 (441 amino acids)
Biological process (GO): biosynthetic process
Molecular function (GO): pyridoxal phosphate binding
Source: RefSeq, a predicted model, not a curated record